AUGAAACAACUCACCGUUCAUCAUCAACCGAUCCAACGAAACGCUGCUGUUCCAUAUAGAUAUAUUUCGAAUGAACAUGAAUAUGAUAUAAAUAAUCAAAGUUCGUUUCUAUCAAAUAAUUCUAAUAUACUGUCAUCUAAUACGCGGUAUCAAAAUGAAGAAUAUACUUCUAAAGAAUUUGAAUUUGAUAUUUCACGCCAACCUGCAAUGAAUGUAAAUUCGACAACUCAAGUUACUUCAAAUACUCGACAUCAAAGUAGAACUCAUACAAGUCUAACAAAUUCAUCUAUUUCAUCCGAGAAUUCUUCAAGAAAACGUGAUAUUGAAGAAUCAGAAAUCAAUUCUCACGUUAUUAAUAAACAUGUUAAAACUGGCGAUAAUGUACAUUAA
Funneliformis caledonium is the source of this 390-nucleotide messenger RNA. The record is from the annotation of a GenBank genome assembly. NCBI's taxonomy places the organism in Eukaryota, Fungi, Glomeromycota, Glomeromycetes, Glomerales, Glomeraceae.